Closterium sp. Naga37s-1 is the source of this 888-nucleotide messenger RNA. The record is from the annotation of a GenBank genome assembly. NCBI's taxonomy places the organism in Eukaryota, Viridiplantae, Streptophyta, Zygnematophyceae, Desmidiales, Closteriaceae.
UGCCUGUGCUGAAUGACUGUCAGGGUGCGUGGGGGAGGCAGUUCGAGGGGUGGGAGGCGGGAGCCACGUGUGGGCCGUAUGGGCCGAAGCCACGUGCACAGAACAUCACGUGCAACGAGCAAGGCAUGAUCACUGCAAUGGUCAUGACGGAUCUGAACAUCCAAGGAUUUCUUCCACAGUCGUUGGGGAAUCUCACCAGCCUUACUCGCCUGUCUCUGGAUCAUAACUCGUUGGGACACUCCAUUCCUUCAAGUUUUGUCAACUUGACCAACCUCCGAAAACUAAGCCUUGGUUUCAAUCGUUUCAUGAAUGGCCCCAUUCCAGAGUACAUUGGCAGCCUGGAGAGGCUUGAGACACUAGAUUUAGGUUUGAUGGCGCUAACCGGAUCGAUUCCAUCCACCAUUGGCAGACUCACGAAUCCGACCUUACUGGAUGUUUCUAUCAAUGAACUGAAUGGCAGCAUUCCAGAGUCUAUCGGCAUGCUGACAAGACUGAGCGCACUCUACAUUCAGCAGACUUUCUUCUCUGGGAUCCUCCCUCCUUCCUUGGGAAACCUCACCAAGCUCAUUGACCUGAAUCUGAAUGGCACAUCACUCACAUGCCCGCCAAGCGGCAUCAGCUGUGAGGUUCAGCAGCACCUCAACAGUGCCUUCUGCAAGGCAUGCCCGGAUUUCUGCUCCAUCUGUGUCGCGCCGCCUCCAGCGCCCCCCUCAGAAGCCAACCCUGCAUCGCAAGGGGGUCUGUCCACAGCAGCCAUUCCCAGCAUUGCUGCUGCUGCCGUGGCUACUCUCUUGCUGGCAACGCUGAUCGGUGCACUGCUGUGGCGGAGGCACAGAGGGGGGGAGGCAUUCUCAAAGGCUGCCCCUACAAGCAAGGUGGACAGCAAGG